This is a messenger RNA of Odocoileus virginianus texanus, 4432 nucleotides long. The record is from RefSeq and is a predicted model, not a curated record. Lineage: Eukaryota; Metazoa; Chordata; Mammalia; Artiodactyla; Cervidae.
AGCAUGGCGCCCUCCGCACGGGGGACCCUCACUUCUGCGAUCUUCCUCCUGAGCUGCUGGGCGCUCCCUGAUCCCCGGCAGGUCCUGGAGCCAGGGGACGUGACCUCUUUCUUUGGCCCCGACGCUGCCUUUGAAGGCCGCCCCGCUGCCCCUCGCCUCCGGAGACGGGCUGCCGGGGAUGUCCUGAACCUGGAGCUGCUGGUGGCUGCGGGUCCCGACGUCCACCAGGCCCACGGGGAGGACACAGAGCGCUACGUGCUCACCAACCUCAACAUGGGGUCAGAGCUGCUGAGGGAUCCAUCCCUGGGGGCUCAGUUCCGAGUUCACCUGGUGAAGAUGGUCAUCCUCACCCAGCUUGAGGAUGCUCCGAAGAUCACAGCCAACAUCACCGCGUCACUGCUGAGCGUCUGUGAGUGGAGCAGGACGGUCAACCCCGAGGACGACACAGACCCUGCGCAUGCUGACCUGGUCCUGUACAUCACCAGGUUUGACCUGGAAUUGCCCGAUGGUAACCGGCAGGUUCGGGGGGUCACCCAGCUGGGGGGCGCCUGCUCCUCCUCCUGGAGCUGCCUUAUCACUGAGGAUACCGGCUUCGACCUGGGGCUCACCAUCGCCCAUGAGAUUGGGCACAGCCCGUCUGCGGGGGGGGGGUACCCCUCCGUCUCGGCUUCCCUCGCCCUCACCUCCGGUGCCCACUCCUCCAUCCCGCCCCCUCCCGGGGCCCACCCCCGGCCUGAACCGCGGCCUUGUCGCAGCGCAGGCCGGGCGCGCUGCGUGUGGGACCCUCCGGGGCCGCGGUCCGGGCCCGCGGGGCGGCCUCUGGAGGCGCAGCCCGGCCUCUACUACGGCGCGGACGAGCAGUGUCGGAUCGCCUUCGGCCCUACGGCAGUCGCUUGCACCUUCCGCGGGGAGCACCUGGACAUGUGCCAGGCUCUCUCCUGCCACACAGACCCCCUGGACCCAAGCAGCUGUAGCCGCCUACUUAUUCCUCUCCUGGACGGGACAGAGUGUGGCGUGGGGAAGUGGUGCUCCAAGGGUCACUGCCGCUCGCUGGCGGAGCUGGCCCCCGUGGGGGUGGUGCACGGGCACUGGUCAGGCUGGGGGCCCGCCAGUCCUUGCUCCCGCUCCUGCGGAGGUGGCGUGGUCACCAGGAGGCGGCGGUGCAACAACCCCAGGCCUGCCUUUGGGGGGCGCGCGUGCGUAGGUGCUGACCUCCAGGCUGAGAUGUGCAACACUCAGGCCUGUGAGAAGACCCAGCUGGAGUUCAUGUCCGAGCAGUGCGCGCAGACUGACGGCGAGCCUCUGCGCCUCUCCCCGGGGGGCAGCGCCGCCUUCUACCGCUGGGGGGCCGCGGAGCAGUACAGCGAAGGGAACGCCUUGUGCAGGCACGUGUGCCGGGCCGUCGGCGAGAGCUUCAUGGUGCGGCGUGGGGACCGUUUUCUGGACGGCACGCGCUGUGUGCCGGGCGACCCUCAGGAGGACGGGGCCCUGAGCCUGUGCGUGUCGGGCAGCUGCAGGACGUUCGGCUGUGACGGCAGGAUGGACUCCGGGCAGGUGCGGGACAGGUGCCAGGUGUGCGGCGGGGACAAUAGCACGUGCCGGCCGCAGAACGGCUCCUUCACGGCCGGCAGGGCCAGAGAGUACGUCACGUUCCUGACCGUCGCCCCCAACCUGACUAGCAUCUACGUCGUCAACCGCAGGCCCCUCUUCACACACCUGGCAGUGAGGGUGCGUGGGCGCUACGCCGUGGCCGGAAACGGCAGCAUCUCCGCCAGCACCAGCUACCCCUCCGCCCUGGAGGACAGCCGCGUGGAGUACAGGCUGAGCCUGAGUGAGGACCGGCUGCCCCGCCGGGAGGAGAUCCGCAUCCCGGGCCCCACCCGCGGCGACGUGGAGAUCCAGGUUUACAGGCGCUACGGCGAGGAGUACGGCAGCGCCGCCCGCCCGGACAUCACCUUCACCUACUUCCAGCCAGAGCAGCGGCAGGCCUGGGCGUGGGCCCCGGUGCGGGGGCCCUGCUCCGUGAGCUGCGGGGCAGGGCUGCGCCAGGUGACCUACAGCUGUCGGGACCAGGCCAGGAGCGAGUGGGUGGAGGCUGCCCGCUGUGCGGGGAGCCGGCCCCCGGCGACGUGGUCAGAGACCUGCGCACCCGAGCCCUGCCCCCCGCACUGGGCGACUGGAGACUUCGGCCCCUGCAGUGCCUCGUGUGGGGGUGGCCUGCGGGAGCGGGAGGUGCGCUGCGUGGAGGUCUGGGGCGGCCUGCUGAGGACCGUGCCCCGCUCCCGGUGCAGAGCGCUGGCCCCGCAGCCGGCGGCCGUGGACACCUGCAAUUCCCAGCCCUGCCCCCAGAGGUGAGCACGGGGUGAGGAGGACGCGUGCUCAUCAGCCUGUGGAGCAGACCUGGCCGUGCAGAACACGACGUGUAUGCUGGGGGCAGAUGGCACAGGGCUGCCGGCAACUGCUGGGCCCUGCUCCGCAGAUGAGAACCCGCCUGCCCCGGAGCCCUGUGUCGAGGUGGCAUGUCCUCCCGGCUGGGACCAGCUGGAUGUCCGGUCCCCGGGGCAGGAGGCUGCGUCCCCAUCGGGCAGCCCCAGGCUGGAGGCGCUUGCCGCACACGUGUGGACGCCCCUGGCGGGGCCGUGCUCGGCCUCCUGCGGUCAAGGCCUGGCGGAGCUGCGUUUUGUGUGCAUGGACCCUGCCCUCAGGACGCCCGUCCGGGAAGAGCUGUGUGACCUGGCCAGCAAGCCUGGGCGCCGGCGGGAGGCCUGCCAGGCUGCCCCGUGCCCGGCCAGGUGGCGGUACAAGCUGGCGGCCUGCAGCCUGAGCUGUGGGGGAGGGGUGGCGCAGAGGAUCCUGUACUGUGCCCGGGCCCACGGGGAGGACGCGGACGAGGAGACCCUGCCGGAUACCCAGUGCCAGGGGCUGCCCCGCCCGGAGCCACAGGAGGCCUGCAGCCCGGAGCCCUGCCCGCCCAGGUGGGAAGUCACGUCCCUCGGCCCGUGCUCAGCCAGCUGUGGGCUUGGCACGGCCACACGCUCGGUGGCCUGUGUGCGGCUGGAGAGUGGCAAGGACACGGAGGUGGACGGGGCGGCCUGUGCAGGUCUGGUGCGGCCGCAGGCCAGCAUCCCUUGCGUCGUCGCUGACUGUGCUUACCGGUGGCACGUCAGCGCCUGGACGCAGUGCUCUGUCUCCUGUGGGGAGGGCAUCCAGCGUCGGCAUGACGCCUGCUUAGGACCCCGGGCCCGGGUGCCUGUGCCUGCAGACUUCUGCCAGCAGCUGCCCAAGCCGCUGACCGUGCGGGGCUGCUGGGCUGGACCCUGCGCGGGGCAGGGGACGGCCAGCCCGGCACCCCACGAGGAAGCAGCCACUCCAGGUCAGACCACAGCUGCCACAGCUGCGUCCCCGGAGUGGCCCCAGCCCCAUGCCCGCCUCCUCUCCCCAGCUCAAGGACGCCUGCCUGGGCCCCAGGAAAGCCCAGUGGAGACCAGUGUCUGUGGCCGGCAGCACCUUGAGCCAACAGGAGUCAUCGACAUGCGAGGCAUGGUGCGGGCGGACUGUGUGGUGGCCAUCGGCCGGCCCCUGGGUGAAGUGGUGACCCUACGGGUCUUGCAGGGUUCUCUCAACUGCAGUGCUGGGGAGAUGCUGCUGCUUUGGGGCCGGCUCGUGUGGAGGAAGCUGUGCGGGAAGCUGGCUGGCAUGGCUUUCAGCUCCCAAGCCAAUACACUGCUGGUGAGGCAGCGUCUCAUGCAGGUUGGAGGCGGAGUGCUGCUGCGGUAUUCAAGCCAGCUUGCCCCGGGAGCCUUCCCCCGAGGAUGUGACACGCAGCUCUUCGGACCCCGGGGUGAAAUCUCGAGCCCAUUGAUGAGUCCGGGUGGGAGGAACGUGGGGGGCUGUCGCAUCUUCAUCGACGUGGCCCCGCAGGCCCGGAUUGCCAUCCAUGCCCUGACCGUGGACAGGGGCACCAGAGCCGAGGGAACUGAUGCAAGCUACAUCUUGAUCCGGGACAUCCACAGCCUGAGGACAACGGCAUUUCGUGGGCAGCAGACGCUCUACUGGGAGUCGGAGGGCAGCCAGGCAGAGAUGGAGUUUAGCCAGGGCUUCCUGGAAGCACAGGCCAGCCUUCGGGGCCAGUACUGGACCCUCCACACGAGAGCUCCUUAGCCGGCCGAUCCCCUGCCUCAGCUUCCUCUCCAAGUGCAUCGCUAAGUUGCCCAGUGGACACAGUGGAACGCUUCCUCCCAGGCCCGGUAGGGAAAGGAAGGCGCCUGACAUUGAUGAACAUCUGGCAGGUGUCCGUCCAGCCCUGGAGAGCUGACUCUGGUGUCUGAGUGCCUCCUCCAAUAGGCAGAACACUAGAGGGUGGGAGGCGGGACCCUCCCUGAAAGCCGGCUCCCAGCCCCUCGGGUACAAAUAAACGGAGCGUUCAGUCUGA